AUGACAAUAAGUAAUAUACAUGAAAAAAUUAAUAAUAAUAUUGAUUAUUUAAAUAAUAAUUUCAAUUAUUUGAAUAAUUUUACUAUUAAUGAAAGGAAUGAAUAUAAAAAUAUAUUAAGUGAAACACUUUAUCUUACAUAUUCAUCACAUCGAUUAGAUGAUUUUAAAGAAUUAAUAGAAAUUGUUAAUGAAAAAUUUUCAGAUAUGUAUAAUGAAAAAUAUAAAAAUUUUACCUUUUUAACAUUUAGAGAUAUGGUAGAAAGUGUUUAUGAUAAAUUAAAACUUGAAAUAGAAUAUAAAGAAUUUCAAAAAUAUCCUCAUAAUCCUUUUGUUAAUGUAAAUUUUAAACCAUUAACAGGUUAUGAUUUUAAAUUAAAAAAAGUUUAA
This is a messenger RNA of Cetraspora pellucida, 387 nucleotides long. NCBI's taxonomy places the organism in Eukaryota, Fungi, Glomeromycota, Glomeromycetes, Diversisporales, Gigasporaceae. The record is from the annotation of a GenBank genome assembly.